AUGCCUCUGGGACACAUCAUGAGGCUGGACCUGGAGAAGAUCGCCCUGGAGUACAUCGUGCCCUGCCUGCACGAAGUGGGCUUCUGUUACCUGGACAACUUCCUGGGCGAGGUGGUGGGCGACUGCGUCCUGGAGCGCGUCCGGCAGCUGCACAGCGACGGGGCCCUGCGGGACGGCCAGCUGGCGGGGCCGCGCGCCGGCGUCUCCAAGCGGCACCUGCGGGGCGACCAGAUCACGUGGAUCGGGGGCAACGAGGAGGGCUGCGAGGCCAUCAGCUUCCUCCUGUCCCUCAUCGACAGGCUGGUCCUGUACUGCGGGAGCCGGCUGGGCAAAUACUACGUCAAGGAGAGGUCCAAGGCAAUGGUGGCUUGCUACCCAGGAAAUGGAACAGGUUAUGUCCGACACGUAGACAACCCCAACGGGGACGGCCGCUGCAUCACCUGCAUCUACUACCUGAACAAGAACUGGGAUUCCAAGCGACACGGUGGGGUCCUGCGGAUAUUUCCAGAAGGAAAGUCAUUCAUCGCAGACGUGGAGCCCAUUUUUGACAGACUCUUGUUCUUCUGGUCAGACAGGAGGAACCCACAUGAAGUCCAGCCUUCCUAUGCAACCAGAUACGCUAUGACUGUUUGGUACUUUGAUGCUGAUGAAAGAGCAGAAGCCAAAAAGAAAUUCAGGAAUUUAACUAGGAAAACAGAAUCUGCCCUCACUGAAGACUGA
Pipistrellus nathusii (Nathusius's pipistrelle) is the source of this 720-nucleotide messenger RNA. The record is from the annotation of a GenBank genome assembly. NCBI's taxonomy places the organism in Eukaryota, Metazoa, Chordata, Mammalia, Chiroptera, Vespertilionidae.